ACCUCUCCAGUGCAAGCUAAAAUUUAUUGGGAAGUAGCAAUUAAGAAAAUUACACGACAAAAGACGGCCGUUGUCGAGGACGAGCCCAUGGGGAGCUCUCACUGUUUUGUAGCCGACCAUUUGCCACUCACCCUCUGGACAUUCGUUACGAGUUGUUGGGCGCUUCGAUUGCUAUCACCUUUGGAUUAUUCGGAGAUGGGUCUCCCUGACUAAGACAAGACCCUCUGGAACAACAGGGUUUGUCACUGUUGCGACAAUAGGGAAAUCGAAAACUUUCGCACGCACCCUCGAAUUCAGGGAUGCUAAUUGGUGGGUGGUUAGCCCGUAGCCACCGGCAAGUUUUCCAAGAUUUAUGAGCGCUGCGGCUAAAGGCGUGAAUAAGCCCGGGUCACAGCCCCGGGAAGGGUAGCGCAAGAUUUUGAAUUAAAUGUCAACCGCACGGAUGAGACACGAAACUAACGUCUCGCCACGAUGUCUGGGAAUAACGAUGCCGCCACAACUUCAAGCAUUAUUUCCACCCGAUCCAGCCACUGGAUGAUGAUUUGGACACAAAAUCUAGGCAUUAAAAGAGAAAGGACCGUCUGAAUGUGAAGAGAUUCGCUGAUGAUGUUUAAAGAGAGACCCGCUUCCGAAAAUUCAAAGCUGUCUAGAAGAAAUAAAAGAUUCUGGAGCAAAUUGUUUGACUCAAACCCGGAUUCGCGAAAUGUUCCCGCUAUCCUGUCAUUCGAACAUCUGGAACACGUGGUACUCGCCGGCGAAGAGGUUGCGAGGAAUUUAGAUUACAUCUGCGAUUUGAAAUUGAUAACACAGCAAACACUGCACGUCUGACGUGCAAUAUAUUCAAAGGAAUAGGAUGAAUAACUAGCGGGAGUUAAUGAUCGUCGUAAUCGGGCGGAAGAUAAGUCUUCGACGUGGCGUUUCGUCGUUUUUCAUUUCACAGAUAAGACCUAUAGGCACCUUCCGCCUUUAUGAAGUGGUGGUUUCUCUCGCGAUGAAGAGCGGAAAAUGAGAUGAAAAUCGGAAGACGAGAAGAGGGAGGAAGUGAAGCAGGACAAACCGCGGGCGAGAAGAUGAGAUACGAAACUGCGCUCUACCUGCUCUUCCUGCUGAUCCUGUCGCUCAAUGAUCCUUCGUGGGCUUCCGCCGAGAUCAGAGGAUGCAAUCGGACCAUCAGAAAUUCGGUGGGCUGGAUUCGCUGGACAGGACGAAUGGGACGAUGCAUCGUGCGGAUCAGAGCACCACUAAGAGAUCCGCAGGUGAUCGAGGUGAAAGUCAGGAGAUUACAGGUGGGUUUCCUGAAGGAGGCUCGAUGCGAGGGAGCGUAUUUUCAGUUCUCGGACAGCGCGGACGAUCCUGACGACGAGACAGGUCGAUAUUGCGGCCACGUGACCGGAAACGCUACGAGGCUAUUUUUGCGACGUGGCCCGGACCUGACUAUCACCCUGUCGUCGGACGCGCACUUUGCGUCGAUGAACCCGGUCAUCUUCUCCGCGCAAUUCUCCAUUCUACCGACCCGCCUCGCGGUCGAACGUCAUCGCGGUUAUUCAGCGUCAUCGUCGCCCACGUGUCCCAUGGAAUGCACCGUACGAAACGAGCGCAGAUCCUGCAGACUGACCUCGCCGGGUUAUCCUAGCGUCUAUCCACGUGGAAUCAGAUGCAGGGUCGCGUUGGAGUCGAGCGCCGGUCGCUUCAGGAUAGGCGGUCAGCCGGAGGACCUUUUCGACCUGAUGAACUACAGCGAUCAAGAGAGUUGUCAAAUAGAAGAUUGCGAGGGCUCCCUAGAGUCCGAGGGACUCGGCCGGUCGUCGUUCUCGGCCUUCGCAAGGGUCACGAGGAGUCGGGAUCGUCUCCUGGAGGACGAAUCUAUUAUCGGGGCCGAUCGAUUGAGGAAUGGACACAACUGUCGGACGAGACGCGCCUCGGAAACGAAUAGGCAAUUAACGAGGCACUACGAGAAAAAAGCGGCACGGUGGUACAGAGACAGGCAAUAUCAUCACAAAGAGCCGCCGAAUAGGCUCGGCACGAGCGUGCCGAGACUUCGCAUAAAAUCAAUGCGUUCGAAGAUAACGAGGCAGGACCAACGGAGGGUCGACCCGAACCGUUAUCUCAAUGGCGACCCUGAAAGACCGAACGAGACGUUCGGUAGCGCGACGAUGUUGAAAUAUCCCGGAGAGUCGGAGAACGUCACGUGCGACGGCGGCGACUAUCUCGCGCUGCUGGAAAACGUAAACGGGAGGAUCCUCGAGAUCUCCAAGUUUUGCGGCAGCGGACGCGUGCCGCGUAUCUAUUCGCGCGGGAGAAACGUAAUCCUGGAGUUUUACGCUCGAAAGGACGGCACCGUGACGCACGAUGGCUUCCAAGUGACCCUGCAGGAGGAACACGUCUCGCAAGAAAUGAAACACGUGAGAUGCGAGUUCGUGUACAGGAGCUCCCGGCGUAACAGCAGGGAGAACAUCAAAUCCCCGCGGAGCUGGUAUCCGCCUAAUACCGUGUGCACUUACAAGUUUCUCGGUAGAGCCACGGAAAGGGUCUCCGUUCAUAUAAAGAUCCUCAGAAACGAGCUCGGCCACGAGAAACUGGAGACUAAGCGAAACUUUAGCCUCAACUAUUGUCCGGGGAAUGAAAUCACUGUUUAUAACGGAAUGCAGGUGAACGGCAGCUUCCUGUUGUGGUCCUAUUGCGAUGCGUCUCACUGGGACAUCAACAACAUUCAAGUACCUUUGACGUCUAGCGGAAACGAAUUAUUGAUCCAGUACUACAGCGCCAAAGGGUCCUACGAUGGUCAAGGAUUCACUUACGCCGUAUCUUACCGAUUUGUCAGAAAAGAGCAAAACUCGACAAGUACGAAGCGCAAAUAUAAAUCGAUCUCGUUAAGGCCCAUCAAUCUCUCGACUCUGAAUCUCAACGAUACCGAUGUCGAUUACGAAUGCGACAAUAGAAUCGGCACGUUCAAAAAUUGGUUCGCGGUACUUAUGGUUUUUGGAGUAGUGUCCUUUAUCGGGGCCGUCGUCACAAUAGUUGCCCUGACGGUCAAAUGUUUAAAGAUCAAAUCCGCCGAGAAGAAACUCUUGCAAAAUACAAAACGGUAAUAAUUACAUUAACAAAGUUUUAUGUUUUCUUUCUCUCUUUCGUAAUCCAUUGAUUAAUAAUAUGUAAUUAAAAACGAUCUCGGGAAUUCGUUUGAGAGACGAAGAUAUUGGAAAUUGAAACAAUUUCGCGUUUAAAUGGCCAAAAUAAAACCCACUGAGGUCCCACCGAGACUUGAACUCGGAUCGCUGGAUUCAGAGUCCAGAGUGCUAACCAUUACACCAUGGGACCUUGAUACUUUUUCUAUGAACAAUUAAAUAGCACAUGUAAAUAUUUGCGAAAAAAUAUCACGAGAAACUGUUGAAACACGAUUGCAUAGACAUAGACGAUAGAUAGACCGAUUUAAUAUCGUUAUUCAACAUCUUCUUGAUAUCUUUUGCAAAGAUUUCUCUUUUAAAGAAUAAUGUACAAUGUAUACCAAACUGAAUUUUUAUACGUAACAAAAAUAAUGAAUCGCAAUAAAAUAUGUAUAAAUAAGCG
Nylanderia fulva is the source of this 3567-nucleotide messenger RNA. The record is from RefSeq and is a predicted model, not a curated record. Lineage: Eukaryota; Metazoa; Arthropoda; Insecta; Hymenoptera; Formicidae.